AAAACUAGUUACGUUCUUAGUCCCGCCGUAGACGUCGUGCAAGCUGCACGAUUGUGAGACGUUUGAUCGAUCGAUCGUAUCGAUCGUGUGUGGACACGAUCGUGCCCGUGUUCGGUGAUUGCAGUAUGAAGCUCCUUUGUUUGUUGAUCAUUCUUAUCGUGUGCGUGAAGAUCAGUCAUCAAAAAACGUCCCCAUGUCCGGCGGUGUUUUCGUACGAUGAGCGGGACGACACCCAUGACACCUGGUUCGGUACGAUACGCCUAAAAAGCAACGUACCGCUGUACGGUAUCUUUGUGGACAUUAUCUUUUCCUCCCCGGUGCUGGCAUUUGGGACAUUCCUGCGGCAGCACAACACGGACGAUAAUGUGCACUUCCACAUCAUGGACAAAUCGUACCGCGUGCGGGCGGGUGAGGUCGUGAUCGUUAAGUUCUACGUGCGGUACGCACCGGACAGACCGGUUCCGUUGCUGCGUCAGGUCCGGUUCAAUGGACAAAACAUUUGUACCGAAACGCGUCAAAAUCCGGUGCGUACGAAUGUACGCCCCGCCGGAACGAGCUAUGGCAAUGCGCACGUAGCAACAUCCUCUGAAACCGAUGACAUCAUUGCCGAUGUCUACACACCACCCGUAGUACAACCGAUCAAUUCCCACGUAGCGCAUGCUCCCGUAGAAUCCCAGGUACAGCCAUUGUACUCCUCCAGUGCGUCGAGCUCGUCUCGCGGUGGUGCGGUGACACCCCGAGCUACCGAUGCCCACCACAAUCCCGCACACACUGGCGAUGUGUAUCCAUCACGAUUCAGCACCGAUGACCAGGUGGAACACUCGUCUAGCACGUCCGGAAGUGGGGACGGGAAGGAUCACGACUCGGAUCGUCAGCGCAUAGCGAACAGGAGGAUCACUACAACGACCACUACCUACCGACCAAUAGCCGAGGAGCGUAUAUGGAACCAACCGUCGCAAAGAUCUAUUCCAUCCGAGCCUACAAGCCAACCGAAACGUCUUUCGACCGUUCCACUGAUCGCCGACAAAGGCUUCACCACACUAGCGCCCAUCGCUCGCAGUACUACCGCGGGUGGCACUAGCCGGGACCAGUACUUUGCCGGUGAUUACGCCUUCCUGCAGCACGAAAGUACACCCAAAGCCGGCCAAACGCACUACAUCAACAAGUACGAGGGAGACAUCUGCGGUACGGUUGUGCCGAAAGCAAAUCCUCUCGUAACGCACGGCACGGUGUCGGAGCGUGGCCAAUUCCCCUGGCACGGUGCACUGUACCGCAGUACGGUGACCGAGCUGAAGUAUCUCUGCGGAGCAACGCUGAUAUCGCGCCGGGCUAGCAUCACGGCGGCGCACUGUGUGACGCUGGAGAAAAGCUCCAAACCGGUCGAUGCGGGCAGUUUGCUGCUGUACUUCGGCAAGAUCGAUCUGAGCAAGUGGAACGGGCCGGAAGAGGACGCCCAGAUCCGAUCGAUCCACAUACCGGCCCAGUAUCAGCACGAACGGUUCUUCAACGACAUUGCCGUGCUGGUGCUGAAGGAGGACAUCAAGUACAGCAACUUUGUGCGGCCCGUUUGUUUGUGGAACUUUGACGACGACUACAAGACGCUGAUCAACAAGAUCGGGUUCGUGCCGGGAUGGGGCUAUAAUGAGCAUGGGCUGGUCAGUUCGCGGCUCUCCUUCGCCCAGAUGCCGGUGGUGGCGCACGAAACGUGCAUCUGGUCGAACCGGGACUUCUUCAGCAAGGUCACCUCGGACACGUCGUUCUGUGCCGGGUUCAAGAAUGGCACUUCCGUGUGCAACGGUGACAGUGGCGGCGGCAUGGUGUUCAAGCACAACAACCUGUGGUACCUGCGGGGCAUAGUGUCGGUCAGUGCGGCGCUCCAGGAUCGGUUCCACUGCGACUCGAAGCACUACGUCGUGUUUACGGAUGCGGCCAAGUUUACGUCCUGGAUCAAGGGACUCAUGUAUUCCUCGACUGCGCGUUCGCUUGACCAUUGCGACCGAUACGUCAUCAGUACGUUGAAAUGCUUGGCGCCAUUAUCAAUCCAAAGGGUCGGGAUUAUCGGUGCAGCAGGCGUGUUUGUGGUCGCCCUGCUCCGAAGCGCCGCCGUGCGAGCUCAACUCAUUCGGUUCGUGAUCUUCGAUCAGACAGGAGCUAGGAGCACACAGAAGAAACAAAUAAAACUGAUCAGUCAGUCAAAGAUGUUGCGCGAGACAUCACUGCUGUCGCUGAUCCUCGUGUGGACAGCCGCUGGCGCUCUCGCCACCUACAUACGCGUGGGGCAAAGUGCAGAAGUGCGCCUGCCAACGCCACAAGCGACCAGCUGCAGUGAUCUGUUUACGAUCGAUCACGAAGAUGCGUACCGGAAGCAGUACGAGGGUACGCUGGUGCUGCGGCCCAACGUUACGAUCCGCUACGUCCAGAUGGUGGUGCAGUUUGAUCGUCAAGUGGAGCAACUCACGAAUUACUUUGGAAGAAUCAGCACCAUCGACCAUCAGAGCUUUCACAUCGCCAAUCUCACGUACCCGUUGCGCGCUGGUACAGUGGUCAAGAUCCCGCUAGAGGUGUCCUACACCACCGGUUCCCCUCCGGCGGUCAGCCGAAUCGAAGUCAACGGCGUUACCAUCUGUCCAGUGGGCAAUUUAAGACCUUUGAUCAGGAAUUUCCGUGAUCCAUGGACGGGAUCGGUAGUGCCGGGCGCGAGUACCACGACCCAGCCGGAAGUACACUCGAAAAAUGGAACCGCAGAACCGGCCCAUCAGUUCAACUCCUCCUGCCAGGCGAUUCGUACCGGGGUGAUCGUGUCGUCGGGCCGCUGGGACGCGGUUAUGAAUCUCGUGGCCGAAAACACGAUCGAUCGGGCGUUGAUAGAGAUCGUGUUCGAUCAGCCAGUGUACAUGUUGGGGGUAGGGAACGCUUUCGGCGAGGUGACGACGGAAGACAGCGUGCGGUUUAGGAUCGAAAACCGAACCUUCAUACUGGCGAAGGAUGCGGAAAUAGAGCUCAACUUCUUCAUCCGCUACAACCAGAUGGGACCGAUCCCGGACGUGGUGGAGGUGAAUUUCAACGGUCACAAUCACUGCCAACAACGAAGACGCCGUGUGUUGAAUGAACCUGCCAGGGAGGAAGAACACCGGAGAACCACAGGCAGGACUACCUCCACUACGGAGCGUGCUACGGCGUGGGUAAAGUUGGAGCACACAACGGAAAGGACGCAUGAAAAUACCGGAUGGUCAUUGGAGCAGGAUGAGUGUGCGACAGUGCUGGAACCGGUCGGGCCCCGUAUCCGAUCGCGAAUCAUUGGUGGAGUUACGUCCAACCAGGGCGAACAUCCGUGGCAUGUAGCUAUCUAUCUGGAUGAGGAGUAUCAAUGCGGUGGCAGUAUCAUCGGACGACGCUGGAUCUUAACGGCGGCCCACUGUCUGACGCGCCAAAACACGAACGAAACGCUGGACGUGGAACUGUUCCGGGUGUACACGGGCAUCAUAGAUAUCAGUACGAUCGAUGAUCACUUUUACCGUACCGCCGAUGAGGUCAUAGUUCAUCGGGACUACAAUCCUGUGAUGUACACGACGGAUAUAGGGCUGCUACGGCUCAAGCGUAACAUCACCUACAACAGCUUUAUAAAGCCCGUCUGUCUCUACAAUCGAACGGUGGACAUUAGCACGUUCUAUGGCCGCGAGGGAAAGGUUACCGGCUGGGGAUUCAAUCGGGACGGCGUAAUCAGCAACGUACUGAACUAUCUAGAGGUGCCGGUCGUGUCGCAAAAGAUGUGCUCCCAGCGGAAUGUACAGUUCAAUGGAGUGCUGGCGGUAGGCGAGUCUUUCUGUGCCGGACAUGCCGAUGGCAACUCCGUGUGCAAUGGGGACAGUGGUGGUGGAUUAGUGUUUGCCGAAGGCCCACGGUACUACGUCCGCGGAAUCGUGUCGAUCAGUGCCCAGCGUCGGAACUUGCUGCUCUGCGAUCCGAACCAGUACUCCGUCUUUACCGAUGUUUCCAAAUUCCUCAACUGGAUACGGCAGCAAGUAUCGUAGACAGGUGAGCGGGCGCGUUACUCUUUUAUGGAGAGAAAAUAUUUAUUUCAAUCGACACAGCAAAAAUAGAACAGAACAACGAUUAAUAAAAAUGCUUCUGCGCGGACAAAGCGGACACCGCG
Molecule: messenger RNA, 4153 nt
Organism: Anopheles merus
Lineage: Eukaryota; Metazoa; Arthropoda; Insecta; Diptera; Culicidae
Exons: 13
Coding region: 126-4031 (1301 amino acids)
Biological process (GO): proteolysis
Molecular function (GO): serine-type endopeptidase activity
Source: RefSeq, a predicted model, not a curated record